UUUAUCAUUUUUUUGUAGUUUUCUGCAAUGCAGAUUGCAGCAACAAACGAUAGGCCUCUUUCUUUGUGCAUAAAUAGUCAACAGUCUCUGAAGCAAAACAUUCACAACGUUUACUUGAUAAGUGAGCAGAAAGUUGUAACGUUAUUAAAGGUGUGCUUGGACAUGUUGAGGAACCCUUUGCUGGAAACGGAUAUGUUAAGAAUUAUUAUCCUUAAGAUUAAACCGUUUUUGAAAUAUGAUAAUUCAACCUUGCAAUUAGAAGGAAUCAUAGGAGACAUUUGGAACGUGUUAGUGGAGAUGAAUGAUUUAAAAUACAAUAUAACAGUGGGUCCCUCAUUCGGUAAUAUAAUGCGAACAAUGCAGAAAGGUAAAAUAGACGUAUACGUUGGACCCGCAGCUGCAGAUACAUACAGAAGUAAUCUCGAAUAUUUUCAACCAUAUAUAAAAACGUGGAACAACCUUUAUAUAAAAUUGCCGGAUUUAAAAAUAAACCCCACGUAUUACAUUAAGCCGUUUUCUUUCAAUUUAUGGAUUCUUACGUGGAUUUCCUUUUUAUUUUUGAGCGCAUUCAUUUAUAUGGCAGGAAGGACUCUAAGAAAAAUCAACCCUUCGGAACCUUUAGUAUCGUUACCUAUUUGUUUUUUGGGAACAAUUUCUGGAUUUAUAAACCAAGGUUGCGAACUGAAAUUCAGCAGCUAUUCAGUCCGUAUAUUGAUAUACAUAUCCCUGAUAUUGGGCCUACUGUUAUACGUCGCUAUGAACGCUUUGCUCUAUUCUCAAAUGACGGUCUUCCGGAUCACCACGCCAGUUGAGACCUUAACGGAUGUAAUGAAGCAAACGAAACUGACACUUUGCAUCAGAAACAUGACUUAUGUCUACGGAACCUAUAUUGUAGAUAAAAAUGAUGUGAUUAAACCGGAGUGGAAACAAAUAGUCAACAGAGGACCAUGCAAAGUAUACAACAAAGCAUCAGAGGAAGCUGAAGAUAUAGCGAAUGUAAUAUGCAGGGAUGAUGUAGUCAUCAUGGAGAACAUUAUCGUAAUGUCGUCGUUUCUAAAAAAACACAGACCCGCCUGCAAUGUGAUUAAAUUGAGGAAGAACUAUUUCAGCACCUCGAACACCUUUUUUGCCUUGAAAUAUUUGAAGCAAUCCGAAUCUAUCAAGAGAAGUAUUAUAAAAUUAAAAAGUUCGGGAGUAAUGAGUCGAAUCAUAAACAAAUAUUUGGAACGAACAGACUAUGAAAAUAUCAUUCCCAAAAAAUGGUAUCCAAUCACUAUAAACCACGUAGGAGGUAUUUUGGGAUGGUAUUUUCUGAUGAUUGUACUUAGUUUGUUUAUAUUGUUUAUUGAAAUAAUUUGCAAGAAAAGGAGUGCUAGAAUUAGGUCUAUCCACGAAUAAUUUAAUGCAUUAGUUCAACAGACUCGUUUACAUUAGAAAAGUUAGUGCACUCACCUGAAAAAAGUUCCAGAAACUUUUCCACUCCGUAGUUAUUGGGAAACCUGUAGAGUGGAUCCUUCAAGGCGUCUAAUGUAUGAACUUUGAUCCUCUUCACCAUGAACGUAAUAUUGUCGUUCUUGCCGUCUUGGUUGAAGUCUG
Phyllotreta striolata is the source of this 1596-nucleotide messenger RNA. The record is from the annotation of a GenBank genome assembly. Lineage: Eukaryota; Metazoa; Arthropoda; Insecta; Coleoptera; Chrysomelidae.